AUGUUGAGAGACUCGAUGGACUGCCUUGCUAACAAUCAUCAGCGCAAAAGGUCUUUUGACUUGGCCAACAACAACCAAGACGUCACGAGUACAAUCCGCCGCCGUGUUCGCCAUGGCUCAGCUUCGACAGCUUUGCCAGUAGGGCCCGUCGAAUCCUCCCAAAUCCCCGCCGCCUCCUCCCACAAGAGACGACCGCCUCUUUACCCGACCAAAUACACGAAUAUGCCCCCGGUCGAGGUGGGCUCGAUCAUGUCAACACCAUUUCCGUCCUUCAUGUCAGUUGUUGGAAAGCCCGAUACAAGCAUCUUGAAGGCUAUGGAAGAGUUGACGGCCGCCUCGGAGACAACACCUGAGAGUGAUACCCAGAUUCUGGUCACCGACGCAAAUCCUCCCCUAGACUCGACUGGGCAGCACUCCGCUCUCUGCCUACACCAUCGCGAUAGCAUUACCUCCAUGACCUCCGCCUCAACAGAAUCAUCCCCUACGACCACCAAUUCAACCUUUGACUCUCCCUUGAUAACAGACUCUUCACCAUCCUCAUCUCCCGAGUCAGCCACCUCGAAUGCUCCCGUAUCUCCCUUCCGGCACAUAAUGGUCAGACCUGCAGCAGAACAAUCGGCUAUUCCUCAACAGCAAACCGCACCGCCAGGCAAACAAAACACAGCUGCACCCAUAACGACGAAGACUGCGUUAGUUCCAGAGCUCCCGAAGAAUGUCAAAAACCUGUCAUUAAAUAUGAGCGCGGUGGUGCUACCCCGCCCUUCGACGGCCCAUGGAUUCGAGUCCCAUGCAUUCUCUGCUCCCGCGUCGCCAUCGAAGGACACUCCUCGAACAGGCCGGAAGAAGCCAACCAACCUGACCAUCAGGACCCCUGGAUUUCAACAGGUGACUUUCAAUCGAGCAUUGGAUGUGCCUCCCACACCCAGCUCCAGACCGACAUUACAUCACAUGGCUUCUUCACCCGCCCUCGCCUCCCUGGCUUCCCCCACGAAACCUCCUCCAGGAGGUCUGUUCCUGCAUUUACCCGCCUCUGGUACUGUUCUCUCCGGCUCUGGAUCAGAAUCAAGCAAUUCGGCUCAGUCGGCCAAUGCUCAACUCCCAGAGGUGAAAGAGGAGGACGAGUUCCGCCCGCAGCGAUCACAAGAAACUCAAGAAAAGGGUUAUCCAAAGGGCCCCGUCCUGAUAUACGACAGCGGAGUCUACCUGUACCUGGAGCCAACAGCGGAAGAGGCCAGCCAAUUCGACAUGGUCAUCAAUGUUGCCAAGGAAAUUAAAAAUCCCUUUGAAGCGGGACCACCAAAGCCCGAGAUGGAACCGCAGACUGCCAUUUCGGAGUUGUCGUUCAAGUCGGCCUGGGAGUGGCCUCGCCCUAACGAAAUCCCGACGCCGACCACCCCCAGGCCGAACUCUCUCGUCCAGCUGCCGCAGCCUGAAUACUUGCAUGUGCCAUGGGACCAUAAUUCGGAAAUACUGGAGGAUCUGUAUUGCCUCUGUCGACUAAUUGAUGAAAGAAUACAAGCGGGCAAAAAAGUCCUAAUACACUGCCAGUUAGGAGUCAGUCGCUCGGCGUCCUUGGUGAUCGCAUACGGCCUAUAUAAAGGGUACCAACCGGAUUUCCAUUCGAUGUAUAUGGCGGUGAAGCAACGGAGUGAAUGGGUGGGACCCAACAUGAGCCUGAUCUAUCAGUUGACAGACUUCCGGUCAAAGGUCGUCAAAGGAGUCUAUGGGGACCACUGCAACAAUCCCAAGCCGAGCUGGUGGAAGAUACAAUCUUCGGACUCUUCCAUCAUGGACACACCGGUUGCCAAGCAAUCUUCAUGGCUCGGUGAGAGAGCUGCUGCUCAGACGGAUGCCUUUCUCUAUGAUUCUUACGAGAAAGCUCCCCCGCCGUUGAGACUCGAAAAGGUGCUUCCUCCUGUACCGCUGUUUCUCCGGGAUGACCAAAUAGCGACGCCCGCCAAGUUGAGCCAGAUUCUGGGGAGUAUCGCAAGGCAGUCGCUGGAACCUCCGAAAACAUCGACCCCCGAACCGGCUGCUGAGGCGCGUAAUUCUUCACGUCCUCAAAGCCCUCCGCAGAGCGUGUCACCGAGGCCACUGCCGUUCCGUGAACGGUUCGACACACCAUCUCCCCAGCAGUCACCCAACCCUUCCAAGACGCCCAGAUUAGGGAUCUUGACCACCUCGCCCAGGAUGGAUCUCGCCGCGGAGGGACCCGACGGGCCCUCGCUCUUGUCUCCGCGGGCCACAGAAUUUAUGUUGUCCCCGUUUGGAAUCACGACUUCAGCAGACCUUGCCAUGCCCGAUGUUAAUGGCAAGAACGUGACCAGGGGAGUCUUGCUCCCGCGUCAAUCGCAGCAACCGGCAUCAUCACACCCGGUGGCAGGCCAGAUACCAGCACCGUUUGACCCCAGGAGUCCGCACCAACAAGGGGAAGCGCCCGAGAUUUUCCGGAACAUUGAUGAUUUCUUGUGA
Molecule: messenger RNA, 2472 nt
Organism: Fonsecaea erecta
Lineage: Eukaryota; Fungi; Ascomycota; Eurotiomycetes; Chaetothyriales; Herpotrichiellaceae
Exons: 1
Coding region: 1-2472 (823 amino acids)
Biological process (GO): protein dephosphorylation; negative regulation of MAPK cascade
Cellular component (GO): nucleus; cytosol; cytoplasm
Molecular function (GO): MAP kinase tyrosine/serine/threonine phosphatase activity; protein tyrosine/threonine phosphatase activity
Source: RefSeq, a predicted model, not a curated record